AUGGAGAGUACAAGAGUAUUUGUUUCUGGCCUUCCGCCAACAUUCUCCAAUGACCAACUUAGGAAGCAUUUUGCCACUCGCUUCCAGGUCACCGAUGCUCAUGUCUUGCCCAAACGCAGGAUUGGCUUCGUGGGUUUUAAAAGCUCCGAGGUCGCUCAGGAAGCCGCUCGGUAUUUCAAUAAGACAUACGUGAAGAUGUCGAAAAUCUCAGUAGACAUUGCUAAACCGAUCGAUUCCGAGUCUACUCGUAAUGCUGACAAGUCUGGCAAAAAUAACAAAUCCAAUGAUAUCCCCACAGAUGGCACGCUUAAGCGUAAACGAGAUGGAGAAGAUCUUCGGCAGGACCCUAAGUUGCAGGAAUAUCUCUCUCUUAUGCAACACUCGUCCAAUACUAAGACCUGGGCCAAUGAUGAUAUAUUCAACCCUACUGCAGAAGAAUCGAAGAAGGAUCAGCCUGCUGAAGCCGCUGAAUACCCACAAGAUCUCACUUAUGCCCAAAGGAAACGAGCGAAGGUCGCAUCUCAAGGCGUUGAUGGCGAGCUACCGGCUAGCAGUCAUCAGGGGCGUGCCUCUCCUGAGCCCAUGAUUGUGGACGAAGGAACGAGUGGGCAAUCUGCCGAGCAUGUAGCAGAACAGGAUGACUCGACUGCUCCCAAGCCCGAAGAGCAGCCCGUAUCUGACUCUGAUUGGCUUCGGUCGAGGACAAGUCGUCUUCUUGAUCUUCUGGACGAUGAGGAGCGAGCAGAAUUUGAUUCUGCCAAGCAACAGAAAGCAACUACUGCCUCUGAGGGGCCAAAGCCUGAUCUGAAGGCACCCUCUUCCAAGCCUGAGGAUAGUGCGUUGCCACCUGAUACUGAUACUGCUAAAACGGUUGAAGUACCAGAGGUGGAUAUGAAUAUCGAGAACAUCCGUUUAUCCUCACGUCUCUUCGUAAGAAACCUGGCUUACGACAUCAAAGAGUCUGAUCUUGAUCCGUUGUUUGCUCCUUUUGGAAGAUUGAAGAGGUCCAGCACCAGUAAGGGAUUCGCUUACGUUCAGUAUGUUGACCCUGAUGCAGCUGUAGAGGCUUACAAAGGCCUCGAUGGGAAGCAUUUCCAGGGUCGCCUGCUCCACAUCCUGCCAGCUUCGGCGAAGAAAUCUUACAAAAUUGACGAGUAUGAACUGUCAAAAUUACCCUUGAAGAAACAAAAACAAAUUAAGCGGAAGAUGGAUGCUUCUUCCGCUUUCAGCUGGAACUCUCUCUACAUGAAUGCUGAUGCUGUCAUGUCCUCAGUAGCGGAACGACUAGGUGUCUCGAAGUCUGAUCUUCUAGAUCCUACUUCAGCGGACGCUGCGAUAAAGCAAGCCCAUGCUGAAACACAUAUUAUCCAGGAAACAAAAGCCUACUUCACUGCGAAUGGGGUCAAUCUUGACGCAUUCAAGCAGCGAGAACGUGGAAACACGGCGAUCUUAGUAAAAAAUUUCUCAUAUGGCGUCAAAACUGAUGACCUCAGGAAGUUGUUUGAACCGUAUGGUCAACUCACCAGACUGCUAAUGCCUCCCAGUGGUACAAUAGCUAUUGUUGAGUUUACGAGACCUGAUGAAGCGCAGAAAGCCUUCAAGGGUCUCGCUUAUCGGAAACUCGGGGAUUCAAUUCUCUUUCUAGAAAAGGCACCCAAGAACUUAUUUGAGGCGCCACCAGUCCUGCAGAAAUCGGCCUUGGAAACCAAGGCUGUCACGCAAGGGUUCUCGACUGCCGACACUUUUGCGGCAGGAGAACCUGAAGAAGUGACGACCACUUCAACUCUAUUCGUAAAGAACCUUAAUUUCUCCACAACAAAUGAAAAAUUCGUGGAAGCCUUUCGGCCGCUGGAUGGCUUUGUGUCUGCUAAGGUCAAAACCAAGCCUGAUCCUAAGAAGCCUGGUCAGACACUCAGUAUGGGCUUUGGAUUUGUGGACUUUAGGACGAAGGAACAGGCCAAGGCUGCUCUUGCUGCCAUGAAGGGCUUUAAUCUGGAUCAACAUGAAUUGGUAAUUAGGACGUCUCAUAAAGGUCUGGAUGCUGCCGAAGAACGAAGGCGAGAAGAUACUGCGAAGAAAAUUGCAGCAAGAAGGACCAAAAUCAUCAUCAAAAACUUGCCAUUUCAGGCGACCAAGAAAGACGUCAGAUCACUCUUUGGGGCCUAUGGACAGCUCCGCUCUGUGCGGGUGCCUAAGAAAUUUGAUCGGUCUGCUCGUGGUUUUGGUUUUGCCGACUUCGUAAGCGCUCGCGAAGCGGAAAAUGCCAUGGACGCGCUGAAGAACACCCAUCUCCUGGGGAGAAGAUUGGUGUUGGAAUUUGCAAACGAGGAGGCUGUCGAUCCCGAGCAAGAGAUCGAGCAAAUCGAAAAGAAAGUAGGGGAACAGCUGGACAGGGUCAAACUACAAAAGCUCACGGGAACUGGGCGCAAGAAAUUUACUGUAGGGGCCCAGGAGGAAGUCGAGGACUAA
This is a messenger RNA of Aspergillus tanneri, 2469 nucleotides long. It is a transcript of the gene mrd1, whose product is annotated as RNA-binding ribosome biosynthesis protein MRD1. The record is from RefSeq and is a predicted model, not a curated record. Bases 1 to 2469 code for a protein of 822 amino acids. Gene Ontology annotation, molecular function: mRNA binding. Gene Ontology annotation, cellular component: nucleus; cytoplasm; ribonucleoprotein complex. The transcript is spliced from 4 exons. Lineage: Eukaryota; Fungi; Ascomycota; Eurotiomycetes; Eurotiales; Aspergillaceae.